AUGCCGCCGAGGAGGAACCAACUAAAGAGAAAACAAUCUGUCGCAACCCGCAGCUCAGCCAGGCUAGCUAAGAAGCGUCUAAUUGCUACGUCAGAGGAGGAUGUGAAGAUAUCGGGGCCAGAUGUCGAAGAGCCAGAGGUCAAGACAGAACCAGUGUCAGAGGAUGAGGCACCACUUCCUGUUACACCCAGAAUCAAGAUCGAAGGAGGAGGUGAUGAUGGCGCCGAAGCAGAUGACGAAGCUGAAGACAUCCAGGGAAGAGGCAACGAUGAGGAUGAGCGACCAGAAUCUUCUGAGAGUGAACCGGAGGUAGAUACCCCUGAUGAUGAAACGGAUUAUGAACGGUACAUGGCGUACGAGUCUGACGAUCCUGAGUACCACGAAAUACGACGCAGACGUGCAGAGAUUGAGGUAUCGCCGUUGCCCAACUUACCGCAAAUUCCUCGAUUGAUCACGACACUUCGUGGUAAUGGCAGGGAUAACUCGGAUCAACGCCUCAUAGCCAGUUCCGGAACGAACAGGCUCCCAAACUUUUUCGAUAAAUAUGGAACCCGGCAUCAUAUCCCUAUCGAGGUCUUUAAGCAAAUAUUAGACUCCCUGUAUCAACAAAAAGAUGACAUUACCGCUACUUCAGUAUCCCUUACCAAUGUUUUCAAUUACGGACUCGUCUUCGAUAUUUUUGGACUCAGUAUGUGUGGGAAAAUCAAGAAUUUACUACAGUGUCGGCCAGUGGAAACAUGGGAAACAGGUUUUUUUGACCUCCCAUUUCUCUCUGCGCCAUCCUCCAGGCCCAAGAUUUGUCUUCGACAUGUCCUUCAUUCGUGGUUUCCAGAACGGCUCACGUGGAUCCAGUAUGGCAAAAAACUCAUGUAUCAUGGUCCGAUCUCCCUCAAGCUUAUAAAAAGAUACAUAAGAAGAACUGAAGGGGAAGGACAACGCAGGGCGCUUAAGGAACAUAAAACACGACUUGGGCAAGGUCAGGAGAAUAAGUUACAAAGGCAGAGAGACAGAAAAGAGCGAAUCGAAAAUAGACGCAACAGAAGAAUUGCCAGGUUGUCAGAAAUAAGGGAAGCACACGCGGAGGAUUCAGAAUUCUCAGAUGAUCACAAUUGCGUUGAGAGUCAAUGUGCUCUUAAUCCCGAAACGGCCCAUAAGAAAAUACAUUACAUCUCUUCCGGGCGCGACCCGGUUACGGAUUCUGAAGCAGAAAAUUCUUUUGUCGAAGACUCGGAUGAUAUAGGAUGGGCGACCGAGGACUCAAUGCUAGCACCAUAG
Messenger RNA from Botrytis fragariae, 1275 nucleotides. RefSeq lists its product as uncharacterized. The record is from RefSeq and is a predicted model, not a curated record. Bases 1 to 1275 code for a protein of 424 amino acids. NCBI's taxonomy places the organism in Eukaryota, Fungi, Ascomycota, Leotiomycetes, Helotiales, Sclerotiniaceae. The transcript has 3 exons.